AUGGUAAAUAACAAUGAUUAGCCAAUCUAGUAUGAGAUAGUGAAAGUCAAUCAUCCAAACAUCUCGAUAGAGGAACUUUCCAAAAUAAAUAAUAGAGAAAAGAAUGAGUUUUGGUCAACAGAGAACUUCCCUGAAAAUGCUUAAGUGGAUGAAAUUGUCUUUUAGCUUAAUUUUAAAGAACCUCAUUAGAUAGAAAGAAUUGAAAUCUAUGUAGAGCAUAUACCAUUCUUGAGAUUAUAAGCUUCUCUCCUUGAUGAAAAUGGGCUAGAUAUAUUGCCAAGUGAAACACAUUUUAGAGAGUUGAGAUCGCUGGAUUAGGUAUUGGAAACAAAGAAGGUUUCCUAAGUUGCUAAUAUUGAAUUUGAUUAAACUUCUGAAAGCCUUUUCAACUCUUGCAUUGUGACAAUCAGAAACCCAUUCUAUGAGUAGAUUUAAGUACCAUUUAGGAUAAAUCAUUUCACAAUCUAUGGUAAACAAGAAUAUCAGAACUAAUAUAAUUAAAGUCCAAAUAGAUAGAUAAAAGAGAAUGAUAUGGAAAUGAUAGAUACAUCAACCAAAAAAUCUAAGAUAAAAGGUAAUAGAAAUAGAGAUAAUUUAAAGUAGGUAGAACUUGGUUUCGUGAGGGAAAACGAUGAUUAGGAAUUUGAUAUGGAAAUAUAUUAAAGUAUGAGAGAUUUUGAAGAAAAUUAAUUCAGCCAACAUUGCCAAUAAAAUGAUAUCGACUAUGAUUUAAGAUAAUUCGAAGGUGAAGAAUUGGAUCUUAAGAAUUUCUAGUAUUAAGAUGAUUUAGAAAGAAUAAGAGGAAACAAACUAAAUGAUAGCUUGAGUAAUAAUCUAAAUGAUUCCCAAAAUUACUAAGACUCACUUGAAUAUUAAUAGGACAUAAUUAGACCAGUUUAAAACAGCCCAAUCGAUUAGCGAAAUACUAAUUUACCAAAUACUCCUGUCCAUCAAAAUGCAGAAAUUGUAGGAUUCUUUUCUGAUAACAUAGGAUAAAAUCCUGGAGUUAAUGGAGCCGAUAUUUAAAUGAAUGGAAAUGACAAUUCAGGCUAAAAGACCAUCAUUAGAACUAGAGGAUAAUUACAAUAAGUAACAAUGGAUAAAUUCAUUACUUCUAGUAGUAGAAACGGAAAUGGUAGGAAUCACAAUAGUGGUAAUAAGAACGAUUCUAAAUAAGAACAUAAUGGGUUCAUUAGAAAUCAAGAAUAUAAAAUCCCUGACCACAUUUUAUUAGAAAAUACUUUCAGAAACAGACUGCAAGAACAUUAAAUGAUUAUAAAGAAGAAAUUGCAAAUGAAUCAACCGAUAUACUAAGAUGAGAUAGAUUAGAUAAACAAUAUCAUUGAAUAAAUAAGGAAUGUAAGGGAUGCCAGAAAUGAAGAGAUCAAUAAGAUAUAGUGUGAUAGAAAUGAUAGUAAAGAAAUCAUUGAUUUAAGUUGA
This is a messenger RNA of Stylonychia lemnae, 1440 nucleotides long. The record is from the annotation of a GenBank genome assembly. Lineage: Eukaryota; Ciliophora; Spirotrichea; Sporadotrichida; Oxytrichidae.